This is a messenger RNA of Porites evermanni, 5018 nucleotides long. The record is from the annotation of a GenBank genome assembly. Lineage: Eukaryota; Metazoa; Cnidaria; Anthozoa; Scleractinia; Poritidae.
AUGCCUGCAAGGAAACGCCAGCCGAGUAAACGAAAAGCAGAGGAGCCAGUGGAAGCAGCUAUCGAUAAGAAGAAAGAAAACCGAGGUGAGAGAAUUCUUGCAGUUUAGUCGUUAAUAGUUUGCCAUAAUUUCGAUUCAAAGGGUGCAUGCAGCUCUCAGCUUUGCAGAUUUGUGCUCACUUGAAACAUAUAUUGUAGUAUGUUAUUUGUUUUAACCAAAAUUUUAAUACACAGAUGCACCGGUUUCUCGUGACAACAGAGAUGCUGGGUAUAUCCUGACACUGGGGCAAGGAGAUGUUGGCCAGCUGGGUCUAGGUGAAGACAUUCUGGAACGAAAGAAGCCAGCCUUUGUGAAGGGACUUGAUGGGCUGAAGGUUGUCCAAGUGGAAUGUGGUGGAAUGCAUACUGUGGCCCUCACAAGUGAUGGAAAGGUUAGGUUAUACAUGUUUCUGUAUGGGGCUUAUUACACAGAGGACCAUUUGCAGUUCCUUAAUAAAUUACUGGGGAGGAGUUGGGGGGGAGUGAAACAUACCUCCUUGUCUGGCCUAAACAGGGAGGUGCCGCUGAACAGGGUAUGUUUUUCGGGGUCUUGAGUCUAAUUAACAAUUAUUCCAUAAGUGUACGUUGGAUAUGAGAUGGUAGAUAGCAGGGGUGUAGCUAGGGGGGGUCCUGGGGUGCCCGUGACCCCCCCUUGGUAGGCCUUCUUUUGAGCAAACAACUUAUAUCUUGGCCGUAAAAGCCAUUGUUGAAAAGCCCACUUUUAAAUUUGUUUUUUUGUAAAGUAUUUUCGUCAACGGCUCUUGUCUUUAGUUAAUAUGGGCCUUCAUGCUGCGAUAAUACGACUGAGCCCGCCGAUACACGAGGGAAAGCAUCGGUAUAAACCAUAUAUAGUCGACAUGACAAUCUGGUGAGUAGCCUCUGUGACCCCCCCUUUGAAAAAUCCUGGCUACGCCCCUGGAUAGCCAACAAGGUGUGUUGCACUGAGUUGGCUACAAUCAUCCCAUAUCUAACAAGUGCAAGCACAAUAAUUGUUUCAUUAAAAGCGCCCAGAAAAUAUCGAGAAUUCUUCCUGACUUUAUUUUUAAGAACAACCAAUUUUCAGCUUGUUUUAAAUUUUGAGCAGACACGUGCAGUUACCAUAUUUGGAGAGCAUGUUAUAAUACCAUAAAAUUCCGAAAAUAAGCCCCUCCAUGUAUAACCCCCUCCAAAUAUAAGACCCCAAACUCGUAACGCAAAAAACCCUCCGUUAAAUCGCCCCUCCAAAUAUAAGCCCCCCGGGGGCUUGUACUUGGAAAUUGCCCUCAAAUACAAAGUAAAACAAAGCAAAAACGGUAAAUUUCCUUCCAACUAUAAGGCUAGCCCAAUCAAUUUUGAAACGCAAAUUUCCCUCCGUAGAUAAGCCCCUCCAAAAAUAAGACCCCCAAAAAGGGCCUUUGAAAAAUAUAAGCCCCGGGGCUUAUUUUCCGAAUUUUACGGUAACCCAUGAACCAUGAUGGCUAAGCCAAUCAGAGCUCUAGAAUUGCAUUAUCCAAUGAUUCAGUUUUUAAUAAACCAGCAGAUACAAUUUUAUUUAUUUUGUGUCCUGAACAGGAUUUCCUUCUGGACUUCAAGCCUUGAAAGUUGGUGGGGGGUGGGGGGGGAGGGGUGGUGCAUUUGCAGUGCACAGUCUACAUUAAUUUGUGGUACAAACAAUUUUAUAGAAUGUUAGGUUAUGUGAAAAAAUAAAUAAAUAAGGGUAAUGAAAAAUGGUCUCUUGUUUUAAACAUGGUAGCAAAAAGAAUGGUUUUAGUGUAAAACAGGAUCAGGGUCUUAAGAUGUCAGUGACACACCCCAAACUUCACUUUAAACCCCCCUCCAUUGCAAUUUCUUAUGGAAAUGUAAGAAAAUUUUGGUUAUGAUUUACAGUAUUUUAUGUCAGAAAAAGAGUAAGGAUUGUAACAAAACAAGGUCAACUCAGCGUUGUCAAAGACAGCAUGCCAAGUGGAGAAAUCAUCAACUAUAACAUGCUUUUGGUCUGCUAUUUUGCUGACUAUUCUCAGGAGCCAUUUGAAUAAAUCUGAAAGUCAAGUGUGAACACAUAAAGUCUUGCAUUCUGUCAAACUCUGUAUUCUAAUGCCAGAUUUUAGCAGUUACCUCUGACGUUAGCUUUUAUGUGACUGGCCCUGAUUCUCAGGUAUCGCACUCACCGUGAUAGAUGGCAAAAUCACCCAUUUUACUUACUAAAGCUGCCUACCUCAAAAAUGUUGUUACAAUCCAAUGAACUUGAACCUUAUUGGCACCCUUGGCCGGCAAGAUGAUCGCCAGCCGCAUUAACCGAGCUAUUAACAGUAAAAAAACGAUCUAAACGCAUAUUCCAUGGCAAUGAAUAAAAUUAAUGAUAGAACAUAACUAUGCUCUUCAAAACGCCGAUACACGUCCUCGUCUGCAAAGUAGGACACAAAACAUAUCUUUUGUUAUCUCAAUUCCGCUGUUAUUUUGAAGCGAAUGGUCAAAAUGACAUCCAUUUUCGGCUCAUACAGGUUCUUAAGAAUAGCAUUACAUGACAUUUUCUCACUUUCACAUCACCUUCUAGCAAGCUGGAAUUUGUAUAUUCCCCGUGUUGCGGAUUCGAAGAGCAAAUGUUCAUCUUCUCGUCAGGUUUAAGACCUGGAUGAGUCAAGGGCUCUUGAAUUGAAAUCUAAUCCCCAAGUUGACCAUCGUACUCAUCUGAAAGACGCCUGCGAGUCUUAAAUUUGGUAAGACCUCUAACCGUGCUGUAGAAAAUUUGCCACAAAGAAAACUCUGAGUCUGGGCAGCGAACGAUGAACUCUCUUCCCGUGUUUUUGUUUUUUUUCUCUCUUCCCGUGUUUUUAAAUGCAGUGCAUUGUGGUAAAAAAUGUGGUUAAAAGCAAUGCAUCGUGGUAAAAAGUAAUGAAUUCAAGAAUUCGUCCCACCUUAUAUAUUUCCUUUAAAUCCUGAUUAUGUUGCUGCUCGCUCCCUACGGUCGCUCCGCAGCAACAAGACAAUCAUGGAAAUAUUUCCAUUUGGAAUCAAUUUUACUGCAGAGUUAUAAAGGUUUUGAUGUUAUUUGUACAGUCUUAGAAAACAGUGGGAAACUAGCGGGAGUGAAUUUAUUAUUUUUGGUAACUAAAAAUAAAAAUUGAAAUGUCUCACUCCUCACAAAUGAAAACUAAAUUGGCCAUAAACACUGACGUGUCUUUUCUUUUGUGCAUGCAGCCAAUAGUUCUGGACCAUUUUUUUUGUUGCAAGAAAACCCUCUUUUCUCUUGUUCCUUAACAUAGGUCUACACAUGGGGCUGUAAUGAUGAGGGAGGGCUGGGCCGUGUCACAUCAAGUGAUAAUGGUGAGGAGUUUACCGCUGGUAUUGUUCAAGACAUGGAAAGUGUCAAGGUUGUCAUGGUGUCUGCAGGAGACAGCCACACAAUGGCUUUGUCGGAUAAAGGGACUGUCUUUGGCUGGGGCACUUACAGGGUAAGUACAAGGACAAUGAUAUUUUCCCCUCAAAAUUUACUGGUUAAAAAAUACAUUUUUCUGUGCUCUGGCAGCUUUCUGCCGCCAGUGGUAAAAAACGGUUAAGAAAAGGCACACCACCAUGCCUUUUUUUUUUCUGCAUUUCUGAAUACAGUUCUUAGAAUCUUGAGGUCAGUCUGAGUCUCAGCAAAAUCAAAACCAGCUCCGAGAUCCUCCUUCCCCAAUUAUACAGAGAUUAAUGAAUUACAUUAAUCAUAGGACAAAAAUUAAAUUACGAUGUCAGUGUUUUUACGGUAAUGUGGUGUUUGUUAUUUUUUCUGUGGUGUUGCAGUCCCCCAAUGUCCCUCUCGUUUUGGAAAACUAAAUUUUAAAUGUUACUUGUGAAAUGGACAAGGGGAGCAAGGAUGGCACAGUGGUGAGAGCACUCUCCUCCCACCAAUGUGGCCCGGGUUCAACUCCCGGUGUCAAGGCCAUAUGUGGGUUGAGUUUGUUGUUGGCUCUCUCCCUUGCUCCGAGAGGUUUUUCUCCGGGUACUCCGGUUUUGCCCUCUCCUCCAACAUUUCCAAAUUCCAAUUCCACCAGGAAUCAGCUAGAUGAAGAACCACUAUGUGGAUGUGCUACCUGCAAAUCGUUAUUUGUUUAUUUAUUUAUUUAUUUAAAUGGACAAGUGUCAUAGAAAAAAGUUUUUGUCUUGCUUAAAUCCAGCUUGUUGGGUUUCCCAUUCCAGGAUGCAAGUGGACAGGUUGGCUUACAAGUAGAUGGCAUCAAACACAAACCCACUGUGAUCUUGGCACUGCAAAACAACCCGGUAAUAAAAAUAGCAUCUGGUAAUGAUCACACUGCAGCCCUGACAAAGAAUGGCAACAUUUUUACCUGGGGAUGUGCCGAGCAAGGACAGUUGGGCAGAAUAAUGGGUUGUUUUACCAGUCGAGGCGGAAGGCGAGGUCUUCAGUACAUUCUCAAUCCAAAACAAGUCAGAGACAGGAAAAAACUUAAAUUUAAAGAUGUUUUCUGUGGGAGCUAUUCAACUUUUGCAGUUGCUGAAGAUGACUCUGUCUAUGCUUGGGGCUUGAACAACUACGGCCAACUGGGAACAGGAGAUGUUGAGACAUUGUAUGCUCCAGCAAAGGUGGAAUCUCUGACAUCUUUAGGGGACAAAUGUGUCAGAAUAGCUAGUGGUCAACACCACACAAUAGUUCUGGAUGCCGCAGGAAAGGUGUAUGCAAUGGGAAGGGCAGAGUAUGGAAGGCUUGGGGUAGGAGAAGAUGCCAAGGAAACAUCUACACCAGUUCCAGUCAUUGCGCUCGAUAAUAGCCCCAUUUCUGAGAUUGCUUGCGGUGAAGCUGUCAGUUUGGCAGUAUCAAGCAAGGGUGACCUUUACUCUUGGGGUUUUGGAAGUUGUCUACAGCUAGGAACAGGAGAAGAUGAGGAUGAGUAUUUACCCACUAAAGUACAAGGAAAGAAUUUGCAGUCUGAUCAGCAUGAAGUAUUAGGAAUCUCUGCAGGAGGCCAACAUACUGCUAUGCUUGUAAGGGAAAGAACUCAGUGA